Pyricularia grisea is the source of this 567-nucleotide messenger RNA. RefSeq lists its product as uncharacterized. The transcript has 2 exons. NCBI's taxonomy places the organism in Eukaryota, Fungi, Ascomycota, Sordariomycetes, Magnaporthales, Pyriculariaceae. The record is from RefSeq and is a predicted model, not a curated record. Bases 1 to 567 code for a protein of 188 amino acids.
AUGGAAUUGAAACGCACCCAAACGCGGCAGUACGUUUCCAACGCGUUUGUACUGCUGACUGUCGUCCGUCAUGUUGACCAGCCAGCACCGUCGCAGUCGACUCUCAGCGAGUCCCGAGUGGUCGAGAUCACACCCGAGCCCGCCCAAGAGAGUGAAAUGCUUUGGACAAAGUUCUUCCCCGAGACCCCUGGACCUGUGUUUAGCGGCUUCCUGCACUUUCACGUCCUAUUCACUGUCGCCGUGACCAAGAAGCAGUUGGGGACCAAGAAAAGGAGCAAUUACAACUCCUUAUUAUUCAAGCAUGCUGCGCUCGAAGUAGUGGGGAGCUCGGUCAAGGAAGCCAAGGUUGUGGUAGCCGUAGCCAGCAUUGCCGGGGAUGCCGACAUAUCCUUGGAUUAUGUCCAGGACGACAUUCUAAGGGUGUACGAGUUUGCCGUCACGCUCCGUGACCAACUCGACAGAGGCACCGUCUCCCCUCGUCUGGCAGAGGAGAUGAAGGCAACCUGGCACGACGUCAAGGUCUGCCGACUCAACAAGAUGCACGGGGAAAUGGGACGGCGGGAAUGA